AUGGUUUUUCGAAAUUGGCAGAAGACCAAGACUGCCCUUCCGGAUGUAGAUCUGGAAGCGGUCCCAAAUCACCCCGCUGCUGAUGGCUGGGUCGGUACGGAUGGUCGGUUCAUGUGUGAAUGUGGUUCAGCAAUGACAAACGACAGUCAUUGUAUCUCAUCUCACCUAACUAAAGUCCACAAACCAACGUCUGCUUAUCAGAAGUCGUCGUUGAAGGUAGAUGGAAUUACCUGGGCUUGCCCAGACUGCGAAUCGCGUCACGUAACCUGGCACGCACUGCUCGCCCAUUUCCGGCGACACCCGCAUGGGUUCAGAGGCGAUUCAUCAGACCUGAAGGAACAAAACGAUCCGUAUCGACCUGAGAGCAGUCUGGAUGCAGCCUUCAAGGCAUUUGUAUCUCGUGAAAAUCAGAAACUCGAGCUUGUCAAGGAUGGGAAUGGUUUCGUGGUUACGGCACCAGAGGGCACUGGCUAA
This is a messenger RNA of Annulohypoxylon maeteangense, 474 nucleotides long. RefSeq lists its product as uncharacterized. NCBI's taxonomy places the organism in Eukaryota, Fungi, Ascomycota, Sordariomycetes, Xylariales, Hypoxylaceae. Bases 1 to 474 code for a protein of 157 amino acids. The transcript is spliced from 2 exons. The record is from RefSeq and is a predicted model, not a curated record.